AAAGAUAUUCAUUAACUAUCACCUAUAAAACAACCCAAUCCAACUUAUCAAAUUGAUAUGUAUUAUUUUAAAGUUUGAAAUGCAAUGUAUUGCCACGUGGAGAAAAAAAUCCAAUUGGGCAAGUAAGUGUAGUUCUUAAGCCUACUCAAUCUGCCGCAUGGCCAUAACCAUUUAGCCACGUUGUAAAUCAAUUCCCAAACACUAUGGAGUAAAGUGGCCACCUAGAAAUUCCACCUUAUUAUAUCUACUACUCCAUUUCUUUUUAUUUAUCCGAUUAAAUUUGAAUUUGCGUAAAACUCUCUAUACAUAUUCCUUAGCUGCUGCUCCGAAAGAAACUAAAAAAAGAACACUUCCAAAACUUGUUACAUUUUUCUUCUUUUCUUCCUAAAUGGAUUGGAUCAGAGGUCAUACCAUAGGCCGCGGCUCCUCUGCUGCUGUCUCCGCGGCUAAAUCAAUUUUGUCCGGUGAGGUUUUUGCUGUUAAGUCAGUGGAGCUAUCAAAGUCACAGUUAUUGCAAAAGGAGCAGAAAAUUCUGUCCCAAUUGAGCUCCCCUUAUGUAGUUAAGUACAUGGGGUAUGAUGUUACCAAAGAGAAGGAUAAACUCAUGUUUAAUGUUAGGAUGGAGUAUAUGCCGGACGGUACACUUUCCGAUGAAAUUCGAAAACAGAGUGGCCGGAUGAACGAACGGUUGAUCGGGUAUUAUACGAAGCAAAUGGUACAAGGAUUAGACUACUUACAUUCAAGAGGCAUAGCACACUGUGACAUAAAGGGGCAAAACAUUUUAUUAGGUGAAUCCGGUGCCAAAAUUGCUGAUUUUGGAUGUGCCAGGUGGAUUCAUCCGGCAGAGCCAAUUGGAGGAACGCCGAUGUUCAUGGCACCGGAGGUGGCGCGUGGGGAAGAACAGGGGUGUGCAGCAGAUAUUUGGGGAUUGGGAUGUACAAUUAUCGAAAUGGCUACUGGUGGAUCGCCAUGGAAUAAUGUGACAAACGCAGCUUCAUUACUUUACAAAAUUGCAUUUUCAGAGCAAUCCCCUGAAAUACCUAAAUUCCUGUCCUUACAAGCAAGGGAUUUCUUAAGCAAAUGCUUAACAAGAGAUCCAAAAGAAAGAUGGACAGCUAAACAACUCCUCAAACAUCCAUUUCUUGAAGAAUUAAACUUGAAUUCUACGUCAACAAAUCAAAAUUUCGUGACGAAGUCACCAACAAGCAUUCUUGAUCAAGACAUAUGGAAUUCAGAAACGAUGUAUUCCACAAUAUUACAAGAAGUUAGCUCUCCUCUGCAAAGAUUAAGAGAUUUGAGUUCAAAUUCAGGAGAAUGUAAUUGGAGAUGGAAUGAUGACGAGAUGUGGAUCACAGUUAGAAGCAGCAAUAAUGAAUAACUCAUGGAGCAAUGAUCUUGCUGUAAAUUUUUGUUCUGUUCUAAUUACUUACAGUAAUAUUCAGUGUACAGAUCCGAUAGUAACCAAAAAUCCCAGAUACUUGCAGCAAUAUUAAAAAGAUUUUCUAUUGUUUCCGGCCAA
Messenger RNA from Solanum lycopersicum (tomato), 1519 nucleotides. Its product is annotated as mitogen-activated protein kinase kinase kinase 18-like. Gene Ontology annotation, biological process: signal transduction; protein phosphorylation. The record is from RefSeq and is a predicted model, not a curated record. NCBI's taxonomy places the organism in Eukaryota, Viridiplantae, Streptophyta, Magnoliopsida, Solanales, Solanaceae. Gene Ontology annotation, molecular function: ATP binding; protein kinase activity.